This is a messenger RNA of Pygocentrus nattereri (red-bellied piranha), 2097 nucleotides long. It is a transcript of the gene upk3b, whose product is annotated as uroplakin 3b. The record is from RefSeq and is a predicted model, not a curated record. NCBI's taxonomy places the organism in Eukaryota, Metazoa, Chordata, Actinopteri, Characiformes, Serrasalmidae. The transcript is spliced from 6 exons. Bases 105 to 1007 code for a protein of 300 amino acids.
GAUAUUUGUCUGGGACGCAUUUAAGUGGCAAAACCUGCCAGGUUUCAUCCACACAGCGUUUUAGUAGAAAGGAACGUAUUGUGCUUUUGAUACUAGACUCCAAAAUGGAAGCCUACAUAGUGUUGUGCUUUAUAAGUAUGCUGUCUGUUGGGAUCCAAGCACAAAGCACAGUUAACUGCACUCCAGUUGUCACACCGGACUUGGCGGCGAGAAUCACCACCAACUCUGUGAUCCUUAAUCCGCCAAGUUGUUGCUUUGGUAGCCUUACAGGUUUGAAUUGUACCUCAGACAAAUGCGAAGUGUGGUUGGUGGCUGCAGUGGACACAGGAGUCAACAAUUUCAACACGGACAAAACCAGCACUGAUUUUCUCAGCAAGUCCCCGUACCCGUCAGCUUUCAGCAACAGCAACCCUAAGAAUUACUUUCUGACCAAAGCUGGUCUUCAGAACGAUUUUCCCUGCCCCUCCUCCUCUACUGCCAGCUACUUUAGAGUCGGAGCGGAUGGCAAUUGCAUUACCACCAGCUGCAAUGGAGUAUUACCUCAGGGGUCAACUGCAAGUUUCAAGUAUCUUCUUGUUGAUCCAGCUAGCAAGACGCUUCUUGCAGAGACAAAGUGGUCUGACAACAUUACUCUCUACACCUCAAAAGACCCUGGCAGUAUCAGUGACAGUUUUGCUGGGCGGUCCGGUGCCAUGGUUGUCAUCACAGCGAUUCUAAGUGUUGCUAUGGCUCUGCUCUUGCUAUUGCUCAUCAUCGCCGUAGCACUGUGCUGUUGUGGCGGUGAAGGCAAAGAACAGAGACCUGCUUCACAAAGACUUGGUUCAGUGAUGGGAUCGUUCCGCAUCCCCCGCUACGACACACACCACCUGAAAGACCCCGCCCCGUACGACAACCCCGCCUAUGAGAGAGAAAGGAAGUAUACCACGGCCGACACCUUGCCGAAGUCUUCAGCCACCACUGCUGUUAAUCCUGCUUCUCAGGAUGACAUCAAGAUGCAGAAAAUGUGAGCGAAAAGAACUUUACAUCAGGUCACUUAAAGGAAUUCUUGGAUCAAAUGCUAAUGCGGCUAACAGCAAAUGGAAGCAUGGAAGUAGGACAGGGAUAACCAGUAGUAUGGCAAGUUUCAUAGGCUUUAUUGAUUCUUCAUAGAGGUGGGCAAUAUGAGGAUAUGUCACUGUUAUCAUAAUACAUUUCGUCAAUAUACUCUAUGUAUAUUUUAAAAUACAUCUUUCUCUAUCAUAAAACGAUUAAGGUCAUUUACAGAAAGUCUGUACGUCCUACUCUGCGGAUACCUUACCUAUCAAUAUUACAUAAAAAAUGAAUAAAAUAUAUAUGCAGGGCCCCAUUCUGAUGUCUUUUACUGCUUAUUUCUAGAAAUGGACAUGCUGUGUGGUAACAGUACAGUAGGUCAUUGGAUAAUCAGCCUAUUAUGCGCUUAUCUUAGAUUUGAAUUAAGUUAUUUUUACUGAUUGUUUGAUUUUUCCUUCUGUUGCUUCUGAAAUGUUUAACAAAUAAUGAAUGACCAUGAAACAAUACUGUACUUAUACAUUUCUUAACUUUUCUUUAAUGCACCACUGCUGUAUUGCUUGUUUCUAAUCCUCAUCUGAUGCACAUCAAAUGUUUUUAGUUAUAUUUUUGCCAUAUUUCCACCCACCCUUACUCCUUAGCCACAGUAGCCUUUUGAUCGUAGGACUCCUUUAAUUCAGAGCCAACUGCCAGCCACUCGUCUUGUUCUGAGCAUAACCAAAUAGACGGGAGUGCUUUGGCGGGAGUGGUAUUGGGGCCGGGCUGGAAAGGCAAGAGAAUAAAGUUGGAGUUCAUUCGGUUUCACUGAGGUGGAAAAUCACCAAAGCUGAAAUACCUCAGACUCUUACAAAAUAAUGACCUGGAUAUUGUAAGUUUGUCUUUCAGCUGCUUAAGCUCUGCAAUGUAAUCAUGUAAAAAUCCAAUUCAAAUGUAAUGAUUUAGAUAGGCUUACAUUUCAGUACUGCUGGUCAUAAGAACAGUUGAAAAACUGACCAAUGAAAUGAGUGAAACUCAUUAUCCCUUUCUGAAUUAAAUGAAAUAAAGGGCCUUGCUCUUCAUAAUCAAAGGGGA